ACUGGAACCACAAAGACAACGCUUCGGGUUUUGGUGGCGCGGUCAACGGCUCCUCUUCAUCUUCCUGCUCAUCCUCGUCCACAGGAGCAACACGUUGACCUGUAACUGAUCCAACAGGUUCUGAACAGAUGACCACAGGAGCUUUUAAACACAGGCGCCAUACGAGAAGAAUCCUUUCCUUGGAUUUCCACAUUAAAACUGGACUGAAAGACUGCGUCCUGACCACAAGCAGACCUGGUAGUGUUUGGCCCAUCCAGCUGCCUGCCUCACCCAGACGUACAGAGCUGGUCUCUGUAUGUCUGGUUAGUGCCGCUCUUCCAGAUGGCCGGCCUGCUGCUUCAGCAUCGUGGCGCCGGCCAGGUUUGAAGGGUGUCGUUCAUCUUCCUGUGACAAAACAAUCGGCCUCGUCAGCACAGUUUUCUGCCACGUCUGGAUGGAUCCAGAGGUGGUGCUGCUCAGCUCGGGUCCAGCCCGGGCAGCAGUUGCUCCGUUUAUUCUCCUUUGCUGUGCUUGGACACGUUAUUGCUCUCGCUGUGUCUCGGUCCGUCCUGAUGCUCGCUUUUUGUUCUGUUUGGAGUCCGCCGUUACGUUGCUGUGUAACUGACUGUGACACUUGGGCAGUCUCUGACCUCUCAUAAGGAAUUACUGUCCUGACCCACUUCCACAUCCCCACGGCUGUGGAACGAGCUGCAGGCUGCCAAACCCAUGAAUCUACGUCAACACGUCAUCACAGAGUAACACUAAACGGCUGAGUUUUACCAGGGUAAAAUUCAUUGCUCGCUGACCUCACCUCUGGAAGCUGUGAAGCCGGUUCACAUCAAAGCUUUGAGCAUCACGUUCCUAAAAUCACACGGCCCUGCAGAGUGUAAACAUACGGAGUGGAUCCUGGACUGUACCAUGGAUCAGCGCCACAUCACCCGUGGGUGCCACAUAUCACUGGCCCCUGAGACACUGUGGGCCCGGCGGCUCUGGGCGUUUCACGCCCACUUUACAGCUCUUAUUUUGACGCCGCCUCUCAGAAAGUGUUUUAUAAACUGUCGAGUGUUUUUUGGAAGUUUCUCUGAAAAGACGAAAGGAAAACCUGAACAGCAGCGUUUCAGGGGAGAUGGCUUACUUCAUCUGGUUGAUGUUGGUGACAGCCUGGGUGGUGCAAGCGUGUCCUAAUGCCUGUAAAUGUUCCAGAAAAUCUGGUCCAAGGAGGUCAGAAGUCAACUGUCACAAGAGAGGGCUUCGUGCUUUUCCCGCCAAACUGCCCUCUGACACAUGGAUCAUCAGACUCGGCGAGAAUGACAUCACGCACCUGAAGGCCAACACUUUGAAAGCAGCUCCCAAGAUUGAGAACAUCAACCUGGAACAAAACUCUAUCAAGUCCUUUCACCCGCAGGCCUUCUCUGGAGCAACGCAACUGAUGCUCCUCAACCUUUAUGGCAACCGCAUCACCAACCUUCCACAGAGGGGCUUUCAGGACCUUUUGAAUCUUCGCGUCCUCAUGCUGGGACAGAAUGAGAUUUUCCUUGUGAAACCAGAGAUGUUUGUCGGGAUGAGAAACUUGUCAGAUUUGGAUCUCUCGCUGAACGCGCUGACGAUGCUCCCACCUAACGCCUUCAGACCACUAAUUGCGCUCAAAGUAUUGGACCUCUCCCUGAAUCGCUUGCAGAGGUUCUCACCAAAGGCCUUCAAUGGACUCCAGCAGCUCAUGUUCCUCAACAUGGACAACAACAGCCUGAAGAUGGUUCCUGCAGGAUCCUUGAAGCCUCUGAGGUCUCUGGAAAUGUUGGUUCUUGACAACAACCUUCUGUCCACGUUAAGCCCGUCAGCUUUGGAAGGCCUGUCCCGAUUACAGGAACUCCACCUGAGGAACAACCAGCUGGCGCACCUGCCCCCUGAUGUGUUCAGGAACACGCCGGAGCUUUCUCAGCUGGCCCUCAGUGGGAACCACCUGCAGACAGUCGAUGGGAACGUGUUCAGCCGCACACCUGACAUGAAGAAACUGUUCCUCCACAACAACCCCUGGCUGUGUGACUGUAACAUCCGCUCCAUGGUGCAGUGGCUGAAACGGACCAAAUGCAACCUGUCAUCCCGGGAGGCCCUGAGGUGUGAGAGCCCCCAUGAGCUCCGAAACAAGAAACUCAUCAACCUGCAAACCGAGAAGCUGCUGUGUGCCGCCUAGUGCCAAACGCCAGCAAGACGAUAACAUGGUCAGACUGCAACCACGGUCAUCCGGACUCUGAACUCUGAUCCAAGACAUUACGUAUUAUCCAAAGCAUUUUUGCACAAAUUUCUAACAUCUUACAUUUAAAUGUUAACACAAAAAGGUCAUAAUACUCUAUAAGUUAAUACCAUCUCAAUAUUAUUGAACUUUACUGCAAAGAAAUUCUCCAUAAAUA
This is a messenger RNA of Thalassophryne amazonica, 2387 nucleotides long. Its product is annotated as leucine-rich repeat-containing protein 15. Lineage: Eukaryota; Metazoa; Chordata; Actinopteri; Batrachoidiformes; Batrachoididae. Gene Ontology annotation, molecular function: protein binding. The coding region runs from base 1106 to 2170 and encodes 354 amino acids. The transcript has 10 exons. The record is from RefSeq and is a predicted model, not a curated record. Gene Ontology annotation, cellular component: plasma membrane.